Messenger RNA from Prorocentrum cordatum, 1485 nucleotides. The record is from the annotation of a GenBank genome assembly. NCBI's taxonomy places the organism in Eukaryota, Dinophyceae, Prorocentrales, Prorocentraceae.
GUGCAGAACACGUUCAUCGAGGUCGUCGCGGAAGACAACAGGUGCGCGAGCGUCCGGCGCGUCCGCUCGGCGCCCGCGGCGCCCGCGCCGAGCGCGGUCGAGCAUGAGCAGGGGCACUGGUGCGGCGCGGCGGAGGGGCUCGACGCCGAGGUCGAUCGGCUCGGCCAGGCCGCGGACUUCUUCGGCACCUUUGCAAGCAGCGCCGCAGGCCCCGACGGCGCGGAGCACGCAGAGGACCGGACCACCGUGCUGGUGCGGAAUCUGCCCCCCAGCUACACUCGCGACCUCCUCCUGGAGCUGCUCGACUCGCACGGCUUCUCGGGACUCUACGAUUUCGUCUACGUGCCCUUCGAAUUCAAUUCUGGCACGACAUUCGGCUUUGCGUUCGUGAACCUCACGAAGCCCGAGCACGCCGCGCGCUUCAGGGCGGUGUUCGAGGGCUUCUCCUCGUGGCAGGUGCACUGCGAUCGCGAGAUGGCGGUGGGUUGGAGCUUCGCGCAGGGUUACGAGGCCCAUGUGGACCGAUACAGGAACAGCCCAAUCAUGCACGACGCCAUGCCGGACGGCUGCAAGCCCGUCGUGUUCGAGAGCGGGGCGCGCGCAAAGUUCCCGCUGCCCACCAAGCGGCUGCCGCUCCUCAGGCGUCAGCGGCGCCGCCCCAACCCGAGCGGCGCCCGCGCGCCCACGGCGGCAGCGCCCCCCGGAGAGCACGACCUGCAGGAGCUGCCGGCUGGCGGCGCCGCCCGCGGGAGCCUGCUGGCGGCGGGGCUCUACCCGGGCGCCGGCGAGAUCCCAGAGCCAGGCGACGAGGGCCUGUCGCGUGCGGCGCUCCGCCCCGGGCGGCAGGCGCCGCCGGGCAGGGCGGCGCCCAGCUGGGCCGACCUGUCCGAGGACGCCGGCGGCCCGGAGGGCCUGCUGAGGCCGGCGCUCUGCCCGAGGCAGGAGCUGCGGCCGCGCUCGCCGGCGCGGCGUGCGCCCUCCGCGGCGGUGGCGGUGGCGGGGUGCAGGAGCGCCGGGGGCACGGACCAGCACAGCGAGUCCUCCACCGACGUGCCCAAGCCUGUCAUGCGUGCGGGGGCCUUUGUGAAGGAGGCCUCGAGCUCGCAGCUGAGCUCCGCCUCCGGCUCGGAACUCGCCGACGUCCCCCGCCACGGCCCCAGGCGCGGGAAGCGCGCGGGCCGUCGCAGCGCCAAGAGCUCCGCGAGCGCGGCGCCCUGGAACGCAGGCUCGAUCUUGCUGCCGGGCCUGGUGGCAUGCACGUCCCUGGGCGACGGGCCGCUCACCAGCAUCGUGGACGAGCACGAGGCGCCCUAGCGGGCAGCAGCGCGUGUCUGACUUCCGGCAGCGUGCAGCAUGGAGACCCAAAGCGCGCGCGCUGCCAGCAAUGUCUUGUAAGUUAGUCCUAGGUACUGGUUCCGCCGUGGCCCGAGUGGCCGCCUGCCGGGAGUAUCCUUCGUCUUGAGUCGGACCUGUCUUUCUACGGGG